Closterium sp. NIES-67 is the source of this 963-nucleotide messenger RNA. The record is from the annotation of a GenBank genome assembly. NCBI's taxonomy places the organism in Eukaryota, Viridiplantae, Streptophyta, Zygnematophyceae, Desmidiales, Closteriaceae.
AUCUGCUUUCUUCUCACAAGCAUCUGCUAACUUCCAAGCCAUUCUAAUAGACUUCCGUCCAAUUUUUCCGAUCAGCACCAUGUCUAAGGCUCUCCUCCUGGCCCUGGCGGCCAUUGGAUUUUGGGCAAUCUGCGCGUCUGCUCAAUGCGGUAGUCCAACUCAGGCGUGCGACUUCUACUUCUACGGUUAUGACAAGGCCGUUCCGGUCUUUAAGCUCAAGUCCGUUCGGGAUGAGAAGGUCGUCAGCACCGGCCUUCGCUGGAAGGGCCAGUCUCUGUUCGUUGAGACCGCGACCACCCUCGGAAACUCGACGUGCAAAGUGGGCGGCCAGAAGAAGGUCUUUUGCGACAAUUACUUCUUCUUCCGUCCCCGUGGCGGCAAGAAGUCGUACGAGAAGUACGUCAAUCGCUCCGACCGUCUGGGCAUCCGUCCCAUCCCCAAAUGGAAGCUCAAGCAGUUCAGCAACCAGUGCAUCAAGAUGGGCGUCGACUCCGCCAAGAUCAAGUUCUUCAAGGCCAAGACCGAGAACUCGUCCGUGUGGAUCAAUCCCAACGACAACAACGCCCAGUUCCCCCAGGCCCGGCGAUGCGUGGCUUUCAAGAUUGUCACCGCCUAGUUUCGAGGCGUGGCGCACACGCCAGUCCGCGCUUCAUCUUUUGGCGGGAAGGCGUGCAUUGGCAGGAAGGCGGGGGCCUGCACACUAGUAAUUCGUCACAAGAGCAUGAUGACAGCGCUCAACUGCCUGGUACCUCCGUCACUCGGACCAUACAAGCUGAUAGCUAGCUGACAGUGGAUUCCUCACUGGAUCGGAACGUAGAUUUAGGACCAUUGCUGAUAGCUUGUACAUCGCUGUAGCUCAAAUAUAACUCAUAUAGUGUGGUAGUGACAUCCUUUCACAGCUCAAUGUUCAUUUCACCUGACCAGUACCAGAGAGCUGCAUUUGAUCAGCACGCCAUUCCCGUU